AUGCAAACGAGAAAAUCGACGAGAUUGGAGGAAAACGAAUCGGGGCAACGAGCAGGAGAGCAAGACCUGCGGCUAAAGGAGCGAUCAAAAGAAGACAAUAAACAGGACGCUCAACACACUACGAUGGAAAUGGCUUUCGGAGAAGAUACGAUCGACUCGGAUGGGGUCACGCAUAAGGCCGAGGCAAACUCGCUUGUUCAAGUCUCCGCUGACAAUUCAAUUCAAAUUGAUGCCGAGACACGCGGCGAGGAUGGUAAUGUUCGGAAGGACGAUGAUGAGCGUCACAAGCUUUCCAACUCCUUGCAACUUAACAUCGCCGGAACUACAGUUAAGGAAGAGCAGGACGGCAAUGUGCUACAGAAAAAGGAAAAUGAUGGCGGCAAUCAAUUGGACGUUGGCUAUACUGCGCAAGUGGACGUUAAGCCCGUCAAUACGCCUAGGAACCAACGGUAUAUGAGGCGCGCUAGCAAAGAUGAGAAUGUGGCUGCAAAAGAGCUCGAAUUGAUUCGCAAGACGAUGGUGAAGAAGAAAAUUAAAAAAGAAGCACUCACUCAAACUGAAAAGGGGAAAGAUGGUCUCACCAGCAGCAACUUGCAAUUAAAUGACUCACUCAAUGACCAGCAAUUAACCAACCCUGCUGUCAAAAAAGCUCGCCAAGGUCUUCUCACUCGUUUUACCGUGCGUCAGCUGCGAGAAUUCAUCUGCAUUUCCCAUAACUUGCCUCGUCCGUAUCAAUCAAAUGGUAGCGCUCCAGUUCGUCGUCAGCAGCGUGAACGGCGAGAAAUGCUUCGCGUUGCUAUCGUUCCAGCAUUUCAACAUCAAUCCACUGCUGAUUUCAAACUAACUUUCCCGUUCCUGACAAUGCAAGUCGGCGACUAUCAUGGCAGCCUGCCAUUUGGAAUGGUCGUUCAUCCACAACAACAAGGACGCAUGAACUCUUUGACGCUUAAUGGUCAAUCGAAGCGCUUGAUCUAUGAAUUUACGCUUCUCGACAACAAUAACAAUCUGGGUUACGCUGUCUGGACUUUGGCUCUUUCCAACAUUGUUGCAAUCUACGUCUUUGAUCAUUUAGUUUGCAUGAAGCUUAACGUUUCUCCGAUGCAAGUGGUGUCCUUUGCUGGCAAUAAAUCAAAUCUUAGUUAUGAUCUGACAAAUGGACAACGAGCGUGCUCGCCUUUUCACUACUUCCAACUUAAUGGUCCCGCGCAGAACUUUUUCGAUGGACUGGUGAAAUGUGAUGCUAAUCACUUCGCAGCUAUUUUGUUGAGUGAAGAGGAAUUCUUUGAGGAUGCCAUCAAAGCAAAAGGUGAAAGCAACAACAAUCAAGAAGAGCAUUACCUUCACGAGAGAAAGCCAUAUGGGUUGAUGAUGAAUAGCAACGGUGGAGGUCAAUUGAAUUCCGAUGAGGGUGGCAUCGAAGCAAGGUAUGAUAGCUACAACAUGACUCAAGAGAAUUUCCUUCACGGUAAAAAGCCAUAUGACGUGGUGAUGAACAGCAAUAGUAGCGAUCAAUCGAAUUCCGUUGAGACUCCUCGGCGUAGUAAGAUGGUAUCUCCAAUUAUGGCAACUGAAUCUCCAAGCUAUCAGGAAUUGCUUCAUUACGCAGCCUUGGGUCACUCAAAAUCUUUCGAGAAUGCUCAGUCUCAAAACAUUGAUAUGGAUCUCGACAUCUCAUCAAUUUUAAUAAAGUGGAUGGAUGAGGGAAAAGAUGGAAAUGAAUUGAUCGCAUUGACGAGUAGAGUAAAAGAAGAAGAAAGGCGAUCAAAUGGAUGUAUUCGAGGAGUGAAUUGUCGUGGAUGGAUCGAUUGUCGAUGUCUCAUCGAUAUCUCCACUCCUGCCACACUCGAAAGGGAUUUCAAUGCCUGGCUUCGGGGAAUGUCUCCUUCUUCAUCAAGUUCAGGCACCGAAUAUUCUACCGAAAUUUCGACAGAAUAUUCGACCGAUUCUUCGAUGAGAUCCGAAUAUUCGGCUGAAUAUGGGACAAUUGAAGGAUGCUAUCUAGAAUAUUCUCUGGGUUACUCAAAUUUUCAUGAACACGAAUUUCAAGCGGACAAUCUGAUAAAAAUGGAAACGACAAUGUUAGACUAUGAAAAGGAGUCAAAAAUGGGACAACAAUCAGUGAAUCGAGAAAUGAACGCGAAACCGGAAGAUGGAAGAAAAGCGAGAAGAAAAGGAGGUGGAACGAACCUUUAUGGCCGCCCGUAUUGCCCAGGCAGGCCACUGUCGAUGCUCGAAAGGACACAAAUCAUCGAGUUACACCUAGCUGGCAUGAAAGUGAAUGCCAUCUCGAAGACACUUUGCAUAUCGCAUGGAUGUGUGAGCAAAAUCAUUUCAAGAUAUCGAACAACGGGAAUCCUCUCACCAGCCUCUUCACCUGAACAGCGAAAACUUUCUGACUCGAUCAACCAUCAAAUCGCCAUGCUUGUCAAGGAGUAUCGAAUUCUUCUGCCAUUCAAUGUCGACGACUUUAAACGGGGACAUCUCUACACAACCGCCGAGACGAGCAAAGCUGAAACUGGAGGGGGAGAAGGCGUUGAGAUAUUGAAACAAGAAGAAUUCGAAUCAGACGAUUUGCGCCCCGGUGAACAUCUUGAAGGCAUCUACACUUACAAGAUUUAUCGCAUCAAAAGUAAAGUGCCAUGGCUUCUGCAAAAGAUGCUCCCUGAAUCCGCCUUUAUUCUUCACGAGGAAUCGUGGAAUGCUUACCCAUACUUCAAAACUGUUGUCACUAAUCCGGGCUACAUGAAGAAAGGUUUCAAGAUUCAACUCGAAUCGUACCACAUCCAGGACAAAGGAGACGCAGAGAAUCCUCUUAACGCCAAAAAGAAAUGUGAGGUCGUUGCCGUGGACAUUAUUGAUGAAAAAAGCCUCAAAAAGGUGGAUCUUGAGGCAAAGAUUAAUCCGCGUAUGGUUCGUAGUGAGAAAAUGGAGAUCGGCCCAUUGAAAGACGGUUGGACCGAAGAUGAAGACAUCCCAGUUAUGUGUGCCUACAAGUUGGUAUCGGUGACUUUCUCGUGGCGAGGAAUUGGUGGUCAAAUCGAGAAGUUGAUCCACAAGAAUUACCCGCGUCUCUUCAACAAAUUCCAUCGUGAGGUGUACUGUCGAUCCGAUGAAUGGUGGGACAUGGAUAUGGAUGAAAUUCGCGAUUAUGAGGAGAAGACUGCUAAGAAACUCCGCAAGAUGAUCAAUAAUAAUCAGAAGCGUGGUGUGUACAGGGCCGCUUCGGACAGCGAGCGUCUUAAG
Messenger RNA from Mesorhabditis belari, 3243 nucleotides. Lineage: Eukaryota; Metazoa; Nematoda; Chromadorea; Rhabditida; Rhabditidae. The record is from the annotation of a GenBank genome assembly.